UAACAAAUGAAUUCCAAUAAUUAGAUUGAAUUCUACUUGAAUUCAUAGCAAGUUGAUUUUAUUUAAAUGAAACUACCAUAAGGGUUUUCUUUACACUUGGCUAGUCUAAUUCAUUAGAGAGAAUAAAGAAUUGUAUUAUAUUGCCUCUAUUAUUCAAAGUCUAAAAAAGUUUCCAGGUUUGAUGCUACAUUUAAAACCCAUAAAUUGGAUCAGACAAGUUAAGAAGAUGUAUUACCAAGAAGAGGUUAAAGGAUAUAACCUUAAUAAUAAAAGGAAAAAAAAGAGCCAGAUAAUAAAGCAUAAAAAAUUAUGCAAAAAUAAAAGCAUCAUUAAUAUAAUUAAUAAUAAUCUUAAUAAUAGUAGCAAUAAUAAUAACAACAACAAUAGUAAAGUCCAUAAAUUGUGUAAUAUAUUCAAUUAAAUAAAGAUCUAAGUUAUCAAAACAAAUGACUUAAUAAGAGAAGCUAAACUUAGGAGAAAACAUUAAAAAAUUAAAAAUUGAAUAUUUAAGAGGAGUUUGGGAAAUAGUAUAAGAGAGUGUUCAAGCAAAUGGAGAAGAUGAAGUAGAAUUCGACAUAGAUGCACUUCCCACUAAAACUGCUAGAAAAUUAGAAGCUUAUGUAACAAGUCGAUUGUAUGUUAUCAUAAAAGAUUUUAGGCAAACAAAAAAACAUAAAGACGAUGAAGAAGAGAAAUCUUUAGAACCUGAUUCAUCAGAUUAAUGA
Molecule: messenger RNA, 725 nt
Organism: Paramecium sonneborni
Lineage: Eukaryota; Ciliophora; Oligohymenophorea; Peniculida; Parameciidae
Source: the annotation of a GenBank genome assembly